Messenger RNA from Ustilago hordei, 1782 nucleotides. RefSeq names its product putative ALD4 - aldehyde dehydrogenase, mitochondrial. Lineage: Eukaryota; Fungi; Basidiomycota; Ustilaginomycetes; Ustilaginales; Ustilaginaceae. Bases 1 to 1782 code for a protein of 593 amino acids. The record is from RefSeq and is a predicted model, not a curated record. The transcript is spliced from 2 exons. Gene Ontology annotation, molecular function: oxidoreductase activity, acting on the aldehyde or oxo group of donors, NAD or NADP as acceptor.
AUGUUGGCUUCUUCCGCCAACAUCGCAAGAAGCCUCACAAGAGCUCUACCAAACAUCUCUUUCCCACGAUACUUGUCGGCAGCAACUGCCUCCAGUAUCCACUCGAGAAGAUCGACGACUUUCGAGACUCAGCUACCGUCAGGCACUCAGAGAGGCCUCUUAUCCUCAGGCACCAUCCUUGACCCAGCUGCCACCGCAUCGCAACUAAGCAGCAUGGCUUCCACCUCGAAAACCCCGGCUGCUGAGCCAACUCUCUACAUCGACGGCAAGUGGACACACGCAAAAGCUGGUCACACACGUUCCAUCAUCAACCCGUACGACGCCUCCACGAUCACCACCAUCGACGAGGCAGGCGCUGAGGAUGCGCUCGCAGCCAUCAACUCUGCCGUCCACUUCUUCCGUACAUCCUCCUGGCCUCAUCAAACAUGCACAUCUCGCACGCCGCUCCUCUCGAAACUAGCCGAGCUUUUGCAGCGAGACAAAGAGAUGCUAGCCGAGAUUGAGACCAAAGACACGGGCAAGACUCUGGAAGAGAGCAAAGUGGACGUAGACGACGUGACCAACGUCUUUCGCUUCUACGCUGAGGAAGCCAAGAAGCUGGAUGAACCCAAGAAGAUCGUCUCGGAUGUGAUCCCUGAUUCGGUCGAGAGCACCACUUGGCAGGUCCCUGUGGGUGUCUGUGUGCUCAUUGCACCGUGGAACUAUCCAUUGUUGCAGAUCUGCUGGAAGCUUGCCCCUGCCUUGGCGACGGGCAAUGCGGUGAUUAUCAAGCCUUCGGAGGUGACGCCUUUGUCAACGAUCCACUUGGUCAAACUGUUGAUCGAGGCAGGUGCGCCAAAGCGGUCGGUACAGUUGUUGACUGCCGCUGGAGCAUCCGUCGGUCCGAGGUUGACAGAACACCCGGAUGUCGACUUGGUCUCGUUUACCGGUGGUCUCGACACAGGCCGCCGAAUCAUUUCCUCCUGUGCGGGCACAGUGAAACGCUGUACAGUCGAGCUAGGCGGUAAGAACCCCAACAUUGUUUUCGCCGACUGCGAUCUGGAAUGGGCCAUCGACACGGUGGUCACGGCUGUUUUCCUGCAUUCAGGACAAGUGUGCUCUUCAGGAGCAAGGUUGAUCGUCGAAGAAUCGAUCGCCGACAAGCUCGUCGCUGGCGUGGUGGAGCGUGCCAAACGUAUUCAUAUGGGAAAUGGAAUGGAUCCUGCUUCCGAAACCGGACCUCUCGUCUCUGCUGGACACCUAUGCAAAGUGGAAGCAUUCGUCAAGUUGGCUCUCGAAGAAGGAGCCAAACUUGUGGUUGGAGGAUCUCGACCCGAUCCCAAGCAACACCCUGAGUUGGCAAAAGGUUUCUUCUUCUGCCCAACUGUCUUUGACGAUUGCAAUCGCGACAUGCGGAUUGUGCAAGAAGAGACUUUCGGACCGAUCUUAACCGUGGAGAGGUUCAAGGAUGGAGAUGAGGAGCAUGCGAUUUUCCUCGCCAACGAUACCAAGUAUGGAUUGGCCGGUGGAGUGCAGUCUGGCAACCUGCAGAGAGCGAGGAGGGUAGCCAAGCGCUUACGUCAUGGAACCGUGUGGGUGAAUAGCUAUGCAUCCUACACGCCUGCUGCCGAGUGGGGUGGAUUUGGUACGAGUGGCAAUGGAAGAGAGCUGGGUAGUAAGGGUUUGCAUGAGUAUAUCGAGACGAGGCACGAGUGGGUUCAGACCAAGCCAGCCAAGUCUGGUUGGUUCAAGGGCAAGGGGAAAGAGUUGCAGCCUCUUGCUGCGAUCAAGGCUAAGCUCUAA